CUAAUUUGCUAGUACUAAACUUUUUUCAAUACUUUAUUUUGUUCAUUUAUUUAUUUUAUUUUAUUUUUAUAAAUAUCGUUUAUAUUUUCCCCUGUCAAACGACCUCUUAAGGAAUAACGGUUAUGUAUAGUGUCUCAACUCAUGGCUCCAUAUGCCAUGGCUGAAUUCUUCCAGAAAGCUCACCCAUUCACAUUUCAACGCCAAUCUUUCAGCCUUAUUCAUACACCAAAACCCUGGAGGAGAAAAACAGUUCUGAAUCGAGUACUAACUAAGAAAUCUAUGUAUUAGCCUUCAACCUGUUCGAUAAAUUGCUUCAGUGACUGUUGUUGCAUGCUGCCUGAUGCUUGAUUUUGUUGUCUUAUCUGCACGCAUCUAACUCUGUUCCUCCAGUUUCUGCUUUCAUGUCGUUCAAACUGUUUUCGAUUUCCUGUAUAUCUUACGGAAGCCGUAGAUAUUUUAGGAAUGUAUAUUCAUCACAACCCAGAGUUUAUCUUCCCGAAUUUCUACCAUCUUGGAUCCAGUUGAUCCCUUUUAUUGGGCGUCCACGAGUGUCCAUGUUGUUUCAUACUUCACCAUUUAGACACUGUAUUUGUUCUGGCAGAAGUUUAGUUUUCGUUCAUAGUUUGUCAGCACCCGUGACUCUAUCGGUUGAUUGUGUGGGAAAAAUCAGGCAGCUGUGUACUGUGCUAAAUGGUGAAGCGGGAAACGUAACAGAUAACGACAUCAAUGGUGCUGAUAAGCUGUACAAGAUUGUGGUAGAUUACUCAAACCCGGAUCACAAAAUGGAGGAAGCUCUUGAUGAAGCUGAUUUAGAACUGACGACCCCUAUGGUUGUAGAGGUCCUUCAGAGGCUUCAUUAUGAGGAGAAAUUAGCAUUUAGGUUCUUUACAUGGGCGGGGCAUCGGGACCACUAUAGUCAUGAGCCUCAGGCGUAUAAUGCGAUGAUCGACAUUUUGUCUAGCACAAAAUAUAAGGUGAAACAGUUUCGGAUAGUUUGUGAUCUGCUUGAUUAUAUGAAGAGGAACAACAAGCGUUCGGUCCCUGUUGAAGUGCUGCUGAAAGUACUGCGGCAAUAUGCUGAGAAGUAUUUGACACAUCUACACAAAUUUGCAAAGAAGAAAAAGAUAAGAGUAAAGACACAGCCGGAAACUAAUGCUUUUAAUUUGUUUUUGGAAGCUUUGUGCAAGUGUAGUCUUGUUGAGGAUGCUGAAGCUAUGUUUAGGAGGGUACACAGCAAAAUCAAGCCAAAUGCUGACACAUUUAAUAUCUUGUUCUUUGGAUGGUGCAGGGUCAGAAAUCCGGGUAGGGCAAUGAGUAUACUUGAAGAGAUGAUAGAAACUGGGCAUACUCCUGACAGUUUUACAUAUAAUACUGCCAUUGAUACUUUUUGUAAAGCAGGGAUGAUGACAGAAGCUAUUGAAUUUUUGGAAUUCAUGAAGACCAACGGUUCAACCAUGUCUUCACCUACUGCAAAAUCUUACUCGAUUAUCAUUCUUGCUCUUGUCCAGAGCGAUAGGAUGGAGGAAUGCUCUAAAGUACUUGGGGAUAUGAUCAGUAGCGGUUGCCUUCCUGAUGUCUCCACAUAUAAGGAAGUCAUUGAAGGUAUGUGCUUGGCUGGGAAAGUCGAGGCAGCCUACCAAUUUUUGGAAGAAAUGGGAAGUAGGGGGUACCCUCCCGAUAUUGUCACUUUCAACUGUUUUCUUAAAGUUUUUUGUGAGAGUAAAGAUGCUGACCAAGCUAUGAGGCUUUACCAAAGGAUGAUUGAUGUGGGCUGUAUUCCUAGUGUCCAAACAUUCAAUAUGCUCAUCGAAAUGUAUUUCCAGAUGGGGCACAUUGAUAAAGCAUUUGACACUUGGGAUGAGAUGUAUAAAAGAGGUUGUACACGCGACGUUGAUACUUACUGUGCGAUGAUUGAAGGUCUUUUUGAUUGUAAUAAAACUAAGGAAGCAUGUUGUCUUUUGGAGGACGUUAUGAGUAGGGGAAUGAAAUUACCGUACCAAAAGUUUGAUGCCUUUCUGAUUAAGCUUUCUGCAGCUGGUGAUCUGCAAACUAUCCACAGGCUGUCAGACCACAUGAGGAGAUUCUACAACCCUGCCAUGGCACGGCGUUUUGCACUAAAUCAGAAGAGGAAGAGUUUGAGCUUGAGAGGGAAAUAAUACAUCCUAAAAGAAUGUCUGAUGCCAUUUUUAAUAGUUCUCAUAUGUAGUGUUGCUGAAACCAUCAAUCUUAGUCUUACAGAUUUUGAUGGUCUGGUUAGGGAGAACAUCUUUAAGCUAUAAUGCGUGAAAUUUGAUUGAUCCAUUAGGCGUAUGAAGUAGAAUAUUUAAUGAUUAUUAAGAUUUCAGAGUCAUCAUGUAUCAGUUUCUUGAUUUCUGGUAACUGAGCUGGUUGAAUGAGAGA
Molecule: messenger RNA, 2400 nt
Organism: Oldenlandia corymbosa var. corymbosa
Lineage: Eukaryota; Viridiplantae; Streptophyta; Magnoliopsida; Gentianales; Rubiaceae
Source: the annotation of a GenBank genome assembly